Sipha flava (yellow sugarcane aphid) is the source of this 546-nucleotide messenger RNA. RefSeq lists its product as uncharacterized. The transcript has 6 exons. Lineage: Eukaryota; Metazoa; Arthropoda; Insecta; Hemiptera; Aphididae. The record is from RefSeq and is a predicted model, not a curated record. The coding region runs from base 79 to 522 and encodes 147 amino acids.
UAUUGGAACUUCAACGUCUUUCACUGUUUCUUCAACUAUUGCAUUGACAACGAAACGGCAUCCACUGUCAAAAUCAUCAUGAAAGUCAAAAUGAUCUUCUCUGUGUGCUUCGUUUUGUUUUCAAGCCUUAAUUAUGUGCAAGCUGACGGCGGUGAUAUUAAUGAAAAUGACUACAUUCACUAUGUUUUUGAUUGGGAUGAUCAAGUGCGUAUAUGUGGUUCUUCACUUGCUGACAUGCUACGAGCGGUAUGCAAAGGAGUUUACAACGAUGACGGCGAUAAUAACGAAUACGGAAUAGUACCUGGAAAAACACUCAAACAGCGUAUCGAAGAAGGACCAGCAACGCAAUGCUGCCUCAAAUUUUGUCCAGUGUGGUAUAUGAAAUAUAUUUGCAAGGAUCAGAGUAUCAUUGAGGAACAUGUUAUAGUCCGUAAAAGAAAAGCAACCAAGUGGUAUCAUUCUAAGUUUCGAUAUGAUGCUCGCCUACCAGGUCAAUCCACGGAUGAUCCAAUCUGUCCAUAAUGUGAUCGCAAAUUUACUAAAUAA